CAGGAAGAAGAAGAGGUAAUGGCGACUUUGCUGGGACCCGAGUCCCCUUGGACAGAGAGGAAUAAAAUAUAUCGCAGUCGGAAUAUUUUAACAAGAAUAAGGCAAAGUCAGAUUGCAGGUCGAGGCUUCAGCAGAGGGACGCAGCUCCCGGAGGCUCUGCUCCAGGAGAGGGACAACAGAGCCCGCUGGCAUGGCAUCCCUGUGCUCGUGCAGGAGCUGUACGCUAGCAGUCAUCUGAACAGUGACUUCAGUCGCACACGAACUGUGCUCAAGGAGCUGUCUUCCUUGCUCUCAAUGGAAGCCAUGUCGUUUGUGACAGAGGAUAGGAAGACAGCCCAAGAGUCCACCUUCCCAAAUACAUAUACCUUUGACCUCUUUGGAGGAGUGGAUCUUCUGGUUGAUAUCCUGAUGAGACCCACUCUUACCUCAAUGAAGAAAAAUAAGAUGAACGAUGACUUGGUGAAAGACUGCCUCAGUGUACUUUACAACUGCUGCAUUUGUACGGAGGGUGUGACAAAAAGUCUUGCAGCAAGGGAUGAUUUUGUCUUCUUUCUCUUCACAUUGAUGACCAAUAAGAAGAUUUUUUUGCAAACUGCUACUCUAAUAGAGGACAUUCUUGGUGUGAAAAAGGAGAUGAUCCAGCUGGAUGGGAUUCCUAACCUGCCUGGUCUGGUUCAGAGUUUUGACCAGCAGCAACUUGCCAACUUCUGCCGCAUUCUGUCUGUCACCAUCUCGGAGCCAGACGUGGGAAACGAUGACAAACACACCCUCCUGGCUAAGAAUGCACAGCAGAAACGCAACACCAGCCCCUCCCGUGCUGAGCAUAACCAGGUGACCCUUCUGAACAUCCCUGGCUUUAUCGAGCGCCUCUGUAAGCUGGCAACACGCAAGGUGUCAGAGGCCACAGGCGUGUCCAACUUCCUGCAGGAGCUGGAAGAGUGGUACACAUGGCUGGACAAUGCCCUGGUGCUGGAUGCACUCGUACAGAUGGCCACAGAUGAAGUGGAACAAAGCAGUACUGAGUCUUCAGAUGAGAGCACGCUGGCCACAGCUCCCCUCAGGCAUCGUCUGCCUCAGUCCAUGAAGGUUGUCAAUGAGAUCAUGCACAAGGUGGAGGUACUCUACGUGCUAUGCGUGCUGCUCAUGGGUCGACAGAGAAACCAGGUUCACAAAAUGUUGGCAGAGUUCCGCCUCAUCCCUGGCCUCAACAGUCUGUUUGACAAGCUGAUCUGGAGAAAAUACACUGCCGCCAACCAUGUUGUGCACGGUCAGAACGAGAACUGCGACUGCAGUCCUGAAAUAUCAUUCAAAAUCCAGUUCCUCAGGCUUCUCCAGAGUUUCAGUGACCACCAUGAGAACAAAUACCUGCUCCUGAACAGCCAGGAACUGAACGAGCUCAGCGCCAUCUCAUUGAAAGCAAACAUCCCUGAGGUUGACGCUCUGGUCAACACAGACAGGAGCUUGGUGUGCGAUGGUAAGAAGGGGCUUCUUACAAGACUUCUCACUGUUAUGAAAAGAGAGCCUCCAGAUUCUUCUUUCAGGUUCUGGCAGGCCCGUGCAGUGGAGAGCUUUCUCAGGGGAGCCACUUCAUAUGCAGACCAGAUGUUCCUACUAAAACGAGGUCUGCUGGAGCACAUCCUGUUCUGCAUCAUUGACAGUGGGUGUAGGUCCAGAGACGUGUUGCAGAGUUACUUUGAUCUGCUGGGAGAGCUCAUGAAGUUCAAUGUUGAUGCCUUUAAGAGGUUCAACAAAUAUGUGAACACAGAGGAGAAGUUUCAGGCCUUCCUGAGUCAGAUCGACAGCUCUCUGGUUGACUCCAAUAUGCUGCUGCGCUGUAUCGUGCUGUCUCUGGACCGCUUCGAGAACCUGGCUGAGGAUGUGCGAGUAGUUGAAGUGCUCUCCGAGUGCUUUCUCUUGUCCUUCAUGGCUCGAGUGGAGAACAGACUGUCCUUUCUCUUUCGUCUGAUCAACAUCAUCAAUGUACAGACUCUUACCCAGGAGAAUGUGAGUUGUCUAAACACCAGUCUGGUGGUGCUGAUGCUGGCACGAAGGAGAGGCAAGCUUCCCUUCUACCUGAGCGCUCUGCGUGAGAAGGAGCGUGCAGAGAAAUACCCUGGCUGCCUGCUCAACAACUUCCACCAACUGCUGCGCUUCUGGCAGCAUCAUUACCUCAACAAAGACAAGGACAGCACCUGCCUUGAGAAUAGCUCCUGCAUUCCUUUCAGUUACUGGAAGGAAACGGUCUCGGUUCUUCUUGGUGAAGACAGGACUUCCCUUUGUGCCAUAGCCAGCUACAUCGAUGAGCCAUACAUGGAAUUGGAUGGGGCUCUGCUUGAGGAUUAACCCCCUGGGAGUGGCCUCGGGGGAGCCGGGCUCCACGGCCGCACAUCCCGUUGGCUCACCCCUCUUCUGAAUUUAGAGCAGAGACUCCGGCCAUGGGUUUGACGCUCUGGGGCCAGCCCUCUCGACCCACUCAGUGACAUGUAGUAACUCAUGAGCGAGAUUCCCGCGGGCCCUCUGAUUACCUGGUCAGACUGUAGGGCUCAUCGCCUGCUGGGCCCCCCGUCUCAGCACUCUCAGAGGAGAGUCUGCCUGCUGAGCUCACAUCAAAGUGGUACUUUAGGAGAUGGAAGCUCUCAUCUGGAUAUGUUUGUUGGUGAUAUGCUUUUAGAUGAAGUUCAAUUUAUUGGAGCUUUGUUUUUACUGUUUUUGGUCGGAGGAGGGGGUGACAAAUAUGAGAAUAUAUUUGACACAACAAUCCUGAGUAAAGAUUAAUGAGUUUGGUCCAGUGUAAAUGUUCAGAGUGUGUCGACGCAUACCUCCGCACUGCUAAGCCUUGAUUUUGAUCGAAUUUACACACCUGACACAUGAAGAGCCUUUUGAACGAGAGAGAGCAGAGAGAAUAUCUUUUGUCUAUAUCCAUGACUACUCUGUGCGAGAGGUGAGCUCUGCCAGGCUGAGGGAUCUGGCCUCCUGGAGAAGCCAUUUGGCUUGUCUGUAUCACAGUGACCUGAGAAGGAGGCACAGACAUUAAUGGGGAGAUGGGAUCCCAUUGUGUACUUGGGCCCCGCUUAUCCCUCUCCUCUGUGAAGAAGCAGUAAUGUGAAUUUGUUCCUUAUUUGCCUCUUUGCUGAAGGUCUUGGUUUCUUAAAAGCAAACGUAAAUGCAGACAGGACUAGUUAGUUUUAAUGAUCAACACAAACACCAAUCAAAAAAACACUUUUUUUUUUUUUACUUUUUUUUUAGUCCUGUUGUCUCAUGUUUUCGGAGUGAGCACAGCAAGUAUUUAAAAAAACUAUGCAGAUGCAUCCACACAAGGCUCAUAAAAAAGAAUAAAAUGCUUGUCUUGUUUAUGUAGCCUUCCCAUAAAUGCUAACAACUUAUGAUGGUUCCUUUGGCUAAGAUCCAGAAUCUACUGUACAAUGUGACAGAGAUCUCUCUCUGUCUAGGUUUGAGCUAGCCACUCGCUAGCCAUUAGAUAACUAGCAGUUUUGUGUUGUCAGUGAGCCUUUCUUUGACAGAAUUAAAAAUAUUUAGUUCUUUUCUGGUGCUCAAUACUGGUUAGGCAACCUACAUAUGAGCAAGAUCAGAAACUGUAUCGACUACCUCAUUCCAGCCCACUACAGUAAGUUUGAGUGAUUAUUAGCACAUUUGAUCUGCACAUAAGCUUGAUUUAUAAAAAUUAUUUUGUUCAUAAUUAAAUGUUUCACUUCUGUUUGUUUGUAUGUUUGUUUGUUUGUUUGUUCUUUAAAUAAGCACCAAAAGCAUAAAUGGUUCACUUUCAAUUUAGGGAGUCGCACACUUCUUUAGAGGUUAUAGGUUUCUCGGUUGCCCGAUUCAUAUUCAUGCAGCUCACGUUUAUUAGCAAGAGACUUUGUAUAAGAGAACCUAGUGUGGUUGCCAGGGUAGCAGUCUCAAUUCAUGUAAACGGGUCUAGAUGAUGCUAGAGGUUGAGGUUUGCUGCUCUGUCAAUUUCUCAGAGUUCUAGAAUGUGUUUAGCGCCAUAUACGCUACCAACUAACAUUACCAGCAUCCAGCAAUCUUGAGGUUUCCUACCUAUGAAUAAUAUGAUGGGGAAUUAUGCUGGACUUGUAAUGCAUGGCUAGGCCUAUAGGUUUUCACCUAUUUGUACAUGUAUACUGAGGCUAAUGAUAUUUUUUGUCAUGCGAAUUAUUGAAUCAGGUGGCCAGAGAAUCAAGCUUUUCGAUUCAUUUAAGAUGUUUUUCCUGUGCUCAUUUAAAUUAAAUGCUAUAGUUGAUGUAAGUUUAGCUGUUGCCAUAAGAAUAUCUCUUCUUUGUAUAUGAAAAUAUUUCCAACAGCUUUUUAUCAUCCAUUUCCUGUUACACAUAUUUUCUUUGGGACUGAUGUCUGCCAAUAUUAGCAACAUGGCUAUGUAAUUGUUCAAAAUAUGGGAUUAUUAAAGCUUCCACUCUAUAGUUAAAGUCACUGAAACCCAGUAGGUGUCUUUUAAUAAAUUUGAGUUUACUAUUUUUA
This is a messenger RNA of Electrophorus electricus (electric eel), 4494 nucleotides long. RefSeq names its product transient receptor potential cation channel, subfamily C, member 4 associated protein a (gene trpc4apa). Gene Ontology annotation, cellular component: Cul4A-RING E3 ubiquitin ligase complex. Gene Ontology annotation, biological process: ubiquitin-dependent protein catabolic process. The record is from RefSeq and is a predicted model, not a curated record. Gene Ontology annotation, molecular function: phosphatase binding. Lineage: Eukaryota; Metazoa; Chordata; Actinopteri; Gymnotiformes; Gymnotidae.